AAUUGCAAAACGUUACAAACAGUUCCGAGAAGUUGUCAGUUUUGGUUCAGUUUCAGUGUCGUUUUUGUAUUAUUCUCAGUUCCUUCAAGUAGGACUUUAUGAAGAAGUAGCAUAGAAUUGAAGAUGAGUUCUGAAGUAGAAUGGCCAUGGCAGUACAAUUUUCCACCUUUUUUCACGUUACAACCUCACAAAGAAACAAGAGUUAAACAAAUUACUGCAUGGAAAGCCCUGAUUUUAGAUUACUGUGGGGUGAAUAAAAUAUGUAGUAUAGAUUUAAGAGAAACCAAUGAGAUGUCUUUAUUUACAAAUGCUGCAAUCAAUCGAACCUUAGAAUCAAGUGCAUUAUUAGUAAUUUUAGAAGAGUUACAAAACUCAGGAAAUGCUAUUCCAAUGGACAAGCAAAGGCAGAGAUGGGAGAUAUACUGGCACACUCUCGAAGAGUUUAGCCAGAUAAUCUACAAUUAUGUGAUGAAUAGCAAUAGUUUGGAUAUGGUGCUUACAAUUUUUGAAUUAACAGAAAGUGAUGAUGUUGCUAAUGAAGAAUUUUAUAAACUUAACAGUGAUGUGUUCAUUAAAGUCCUAAGAGUUUUGGAGAAAGAUAAUAAAUGCGAACUUAUAUUACUAGAAGAUAGUCAAGGGGUAAAGUUCUUUUAACAUGCCACAAAUAUUUGCAUUUGCAAUCAUAUAUUGAAACAAACCUGCUGUAAUAAUAAUGCCUUAGCAAGAAUAUUUAUGACAUGUUAUUUAUAAUAAAUAUGUAGUUUUUCAAGUAAUUGACCUUUUAUUCAACAUAAUUAAGGGUUCUGUGGAAUGUAAUACAAUUUUGUGGUGCUGAAAAUAUUCCAAUGCGAAAUAAAUAUUUAUACAUAUAUAGAUUUAUAUA
Nicrophorus vespilloides is the source of this 883-nucleotide messenger RNA. RefSeq names its product vacuolar protein-sorting-associated protein 25 (gene Vps25). The coding region runs from base 124 to 654 and encodes 176 amino acids. The record is from RefSeq and is a predicted model, not a curated record. Gene Ontology annotation, molecular function: structural molecule activity; protein homodimerization activity. Lineage: Eukaryota; Metazoa; Arthropoda; Insecta; Coleoptera; Silphidae. Gene Ontology annotation, biological process: protein transport to vacuole involved in ubiquitin-dependent protein catabolic process via the multivesicular body sorting pathway. The transcript has 3 exons. Gene Ontology annotation, cellular component: ESCRT II complex.